AAUUGACUGGAUGUUGAAAAACAGGAAAUGAAACAGACGGUUGAAGGGGAGGAGUAAAGGAAUGCUCCGCCCAAGCCGUCUUAUGUACGUCAUUUGAGAUGGAUAGAACAUUUCAGGGUGUAUGUGCAAUUUUCAGAUCUUACAAAGAAAAUGACCCACAUUGAUAACGCUGCAAUAUUUCAUGAAAGAACAAUAUUUGACAUUUUUUUCUUUCACUGGGACUUUAAUAUGAGUAAUAGUCCCACAUUAAAAAUACCGCAGUAUACUUGAACUGUAUAGUAAACUGUAGUGUAAUAAACUAAUUAAUACACUUUAAUAUAUACCCGAAUUUUGUAGUAUCUAUUAUUUUAGUAAAAUAAUAAAGUAUACUGCAGUGAUUUUCUUUAGGUUCAUGUUUGAAAAACGGUCGAUAGGAGGCAGUGUGAACACGUGUUGUAGAAUCAAAUGUUUCAGUCUUGCUCGCUGAAGAUAUUUUAGUUUAAAUUCUUACCCAGUUCGAAUAUUGUUUGUUAUUUUAAAGAGUUUACUGCUCUCGUGUUUAGUUCAUGUUUUCAUUGACGUGAAAUGUCAGACUUGGUCGUCAGUCUCAUGAAUAAUAACAAGAUCUCGCUGCCCGUACAGCCACGCCUCCUCAUUAAUAUUCACGAGUCCUUGACCAUAGUAGAAUCGGGACGUAGAGCGGAGGCGGAACUUCCGGGUGAUGGAAAGUUGUCAACAGUUUCGCUGAAGAGAAAUAAUCUUUACAUCUGAGUUGAUAGUUGUCACUUUACUGUAAAUCCGUUGAGAAACACCUCAAGGGAUCCGAUCCGGUGCGUCUUCAGAGAUGAGCUGAACUGAUGUUUCGGGAACUGAGAGUUUUCUGAAGACAUUAUCUGAUUUGCACAUUAUUGGGGUGGAGAGAGUUGCGCGUGCUGGACUUGAAGCAAACUGAUUCCGAUCUAUCAUCUGGAGAAUAAACAGACCGUUCACUGCCAAUCACAUCACUCCCGGAUUUCUUAAACUUACUUUUCAGGAGUAUUCUCGCCUCCUCCGGUGGUUCUGGGUGUGGACGUGACCUGCACUGUGUCUGUGUGUGUUAAAGUUCACUAAUCUCUGACUAAGUCAUCUUGACUUUCGUUGGAUUCGGACUCUGGACCCGCUUAACAUUUCAAUCCGGAUCCAUAAAUCUGUUGUUUCACUGUUCGUUGGAGACAUAACAGCCCUGAUGAGUGUGAUGCGGGUGUUAAUGUUAGGUUUAGAUUCAAAGUGUUGCGCAACGCGUGUCUUUCUGCGCGCACCCAUGCGGGUAUUUGCUUGAGGUGAUAGAGAGGCGCGCGUCCGCUGCGCGACCGUGACGUCAUCGCAGCGGCGUGAGAAUCGUGAUGCUGGACACGACGACACGAUUUUCGGAUUUCUCUGUCUCUGCUGAAAUCCUAAUGAAUUGGGGCGUCCGGGCGUAACGUCACACAGACAGAAGCACUUGAACAGACGCAGCCGCGCUCCGUCCACGAUGAGCGGAGGAAAGAAAAGGAGCGGUUUUCAAAUAACCAGCGUGACGUCAGACUAUAAUCAGGGUUCUUCCGAGAACCUUUCACCUAAAGGACCUGCAGAAAUCCUGAGCCCUCAAAAAGCCACUCCCACUUCCACCGCCCACAGAAGCCAGACCUCAUCACCCACUCAAAUCGUGGCCAAUGGCCCCUCCCUGCGCCAAAUCCCUGCUCUCCAGACGCAACAAAGCUUCAGUCAGCCGACCACGCCCCUCAAUGCCCGGAAACAGAACUCGUUGGAUGCGGGCGGGGCCUCGAGGUUCCGCGUGGUGCGAUUGGACCAGGGCCCGGGCGAGCCGUACAAACGUGGACGUUGGACGUGCGUGGAUGUAAUGGAGAGGGAGGUGGAGGAACGAGGGCUACGGCGUGUGAUCGACAGCAUGAGGCACGCCCAUUCCCUGGAGUCCUUGGAAACGGUGGGGCUGGGCGGUGCCGAGGGAGCGGUGGGCGGAGCCGUGCUGAAGCCACUGGGGUUGCGGGGGUUGCAAGCGGGUCACAUUGUACACUCACAGGGCACCACCCACCUACUGGUCCAGUGCAGGACAGAAACCGCCCAUAGCGGCCCGCCCUCACCAACACGACUCUACGCAACCCAUGACACCCUGCCGGUCACCCCGCCGCAUGUGCAGAACACGCCUCGCGCACGGAACAUCCCCGCACCGCUGCGCCUGGAUGUGGACGCCUCUGGCAAGCUCCGGACAACUCGCUCUCAGCCGGCAUCACCCGGCCCCUACCUGUGUCGUGACAGCCCGUUCCACUCGGGCCUGACGCCCAUCCAUACGCCAUCCACCCUCGCCCUUGCACAGUCCAUGUUCGGCAUGGAUCGAGCGUUUGAGCUUGUGGGAGAUGACAGCGGAACAAACACCAGCAUGAUCGCCAUCGAUAACAAGAUAGAACAAGCCAUGGACCUGGUGAAGUCUCACCUGAUGUUGGCGGUACGAGAGGAGGUGGAGAUUCUGAGGGAGCAGAUUAAAGAGCUGUCAGAGAGAAACGCUGAGCUCGAGAGAGAAAACUACAUCCUGAGAGCCCUCAAGGACAGAGACUGAACUCAACCCCAGUGCAUUCUGGGAUAUGUAGUUUGAUCAGAGGAAAAAGGGAGAAUGCUUGUGUGUGCAGUGUUGAAAAUCAUGGUUUUAUUAUAGUAAAAGUGUAUUAACCGUGUGUUAUCAUUUGCGUAAGCACAGCUUUACUACAUGAACCAGAGUUAAACUAAAGCUACUGUAGUAAAGCCAUGGUUCAUUUUUAUUAGGAAAUAAAUAAAAGUGCCUUAACUCCAGUAAUGACUGUUAGAAGAGUAGAAGAUAACUAAACCAUGUUUCAAGAUGUCCUAGACACUGCCUAUUUAUUGCUUACUCUAUCUGUGUGUGUGUGUGAGUGAGUGUGCGUGCUUGUGGUAGUUUCAUGUUGCUAUGGUUACUCUUAGAUCACCACUUCUCAUUUGAAAGACUGUUACACACUAUGAUUACACAAUACUUUAGUGUCUGUUUGGUCAUCUGUAACACAAAUAUGACUGCUCUAAUAAAUAACUUCUUCUACAA
Messenger RNA from Triplophysa dalaica, 3064 nucleotides. RefSeq lists its product as uncharacterized. The record is from RefSeq and is a predicted model, not a curated record. Gene Ontology annotation, biological process: regulation of transcription by RNA polymerase II. The transcript is spliced from 5 exons. Lineage: Eukaryota; Metazoa; Chordata; Actinopteri; Cypriniformes; Nemacheilidae. The coding region runs from base 1490 to 2572 and encodes 360 amino acids.